Molecule: messenger RNA, 1490 nt
Organism: Exserohilum turcica Et28A
Lineage: Eukaryota; Fungi; Ascomycota; Dothideomycetes; Pleosporales; Pleosporaceae
Exons: 3
Coding region: 1-1335 (444 amino acids)
Biological process (GO): septin ring assembly; endoplasmic reticulum inheritance
Cellular component (GO): endoplasmic reticulum membrane; perinuclear endoplasmic reticulum; cortical endoplasmic reticulum
Source: RefSeq, a predicted model, not a curated record
AUGUGGGCUACCACCACCAGAGUCGUCUCGUCGACGACCUUUCUGGCCUCGAUAAUCUUCACCAUCCCCCUCGCCUUCGACAUUGGCGGCCGCACCUGUGGCCUGGCCUUUUCGCUCUCGCUCAGCGCAUACUACUUUGCCUACUCCAUCCUCCGCCUGGCCACGCCCGCCUCGUCACGCUUCCGCUGGUUCCUGUGCAACGUCGUCGCCUGGGCGCAAUGGCUGGCAAUACCCACGCUGCUCAUCUGGUGCCUCAACAAGUUCUCCAUUGACGCCACAAACAACUCGGGCUGGGUCGAACGCACCUUUGGCGGCAAGCGAGCCGACUUUGACAGCGUCCACGAGUGGAUUUUUGGAACCGACGGCCUGCUGCAGAGCGUCUCCAUUGGCGCCUGGGACAAGACGCUGAGGUACAGCACCCCCGUCUUCCAGGUAGCCGAGGGCUUCUGCAGCCUCUUGGUCAUUCAGGCCGCCGGCCAAAUCACCAGGUGGCUUGUGAACCGGGAGCGCGGCGACAGCUGGAUGAUUGGCCUGCUCAUCACCUCGGCCUCCAUCAUCUCCACGUCCGUCUACUUUCUCUGGCGCAUCACCACCUUUCCCGAGAUUAACAACGUCGACGCCAUUCUCAUUGGUGUCGCCAUAACCACGGCCAUUUUUCUCGGUGGAUGGGGCAUUGUCAGUGCACGAGGCAAUCCGGUCGAAUCUUCUCUUUUGUUUGCCUAUGUCACUCUGUGCAUCUACCAAAUCUUCACCGACUACCAGCCUUCUCCAGGCUCUCUGGCCGAGUCCAAUGCUUCCUCAGAACCUGCUCUACCCCCACUACCCCCCAUCAUCAUGGCUUCGUACACGACACUUCUCCACGCUCUCGGCUCUCUGCCCACCAUUGCCCAUACCGGCUUCAACCUCAUGGUUGGUGCCAUUAUGACCAUUACACCCUCGGUCAUCAUCUCCCUAGCCUACCGUGUCUUUGUCAUGUAUGCUGCCGCUCGCAUCAUACCAGCCAUAAGAGAAAGCGGUGCUCGAGCACUCUCGCAAGAACCGAGUUUGGACGAUGACGACGAGACAUCCAAGAUUCUGGGAUUCUUGACUUGGUUUAGCCCAAGCAUCAUCAUUGCCGUCUACACCAGUCUUCUAAUGCAGCACUUUGCCAGCGGUAAUGGUGGUGAUGGAAGUGCCGCGACUGGCGAGUGGUGGACCAACCAGGGCGGGGAUGCUGGGGGCAACUUUUGGAGAUGGAUCAACCUUGGCAUUACCAUGGGCCUUUAUGCCAUUGAACUCAAGAUUUCAAAUAUUGAUGACGAUGGCCGGUUAACCAGCCAUUGGAAGACGGACUAAUCAUGCAGUGGACAGGUCCAAGUUACAUUGUUUGAGUUGACUUGAAGGAACUGGGAGGCUGGGUGGGGUAGGGAGCAUGGAGGAUUGAAAGAAGAAGGAGGAGAAGAAGUAAUCCAUGAAAGGCGUAUGUAAAAGGAGGGUGGUUCAUUUGGAAC